This is a messenger RNA of Mus pahari (shrew mouse), 2062 nucleotides long. It is a transcript of the gene Qpctl, whose product is annotated as glutaminyl-peptide cyclotransferase like. The record is from RefSeq and is a predicted model, not a curated record. The coding region runs from base 52 to 1203 and encodes 383 amino acids. The transcript has 7 exons. Lineage: Eukaryota; Metazoa; Chordata; Mammalia; Rodentia; Muridae. Gene Ontology annotation, molecular function: glutaminyl-peptide cyclotransferase activity; zinc ion binding.
GGCCUAAAACUCCAACCUCCAUACCGGGCUUGGUUUCUGAGCAAAGCUGCCAUGAGUCCUGGGAGCCGCGGGCGGCCCCGGCAGCGGCUCGAGGAUCGCGGCCUCAUGAAACCACCCUCGCUUUCCAAGCGCCGUCUUCUGCCGCGGGUGCAGCUCCUGCCCCUGCUGCUGCUGGCGCUGGCUAUGGGCUUGGCUUUCUAUAUCUUCUGGAAUAGCUGGCAUCCUGGGGUUGAGGAGAUGUCACGGAGCCGGGAUCUGCGGGUCCCGCUGAUCGGAAGCCUUUCAGAAGCCAAGCUGCGGCUGGUGGUAGGGCAGCUGGAUCCGCAGCGUCUCUGGGGAACUUUCCUGCGUCCCUUAUUGAUUGUGCGACCUCCAGGUAGUUCUGGCAAUCUUCAAGUGAGAAAGUUCCUGGAGGCUACGUUGCAGUCCCUGUCGGCAGGCUGGCACGUGGAACUGGACCCAUUCACGGCCUCAACCCCCUUGGGGCCACUGGACUUCGGGAACGUGGUAGCCACACUUGACCCAGGAGCUGCCCGUCACCUCACCCUCGCCUGCCAUUAUGACUCUAAGUUCUUCCCUCCGGGGAAGCCCCCCUUUGUGGGGGCCACAGAUUCAGCUGUGCCCUGUGCCCUGAUUCUGGAGUUGGUCCAGGCCCUUGAUGCCAUGCUGAGCAGAGUCAAGCAGCAGGCAGCACCGGUGACCCUGCAGCUGCUCUUCUUGGACGGGGAGGAGGCGCUGAAGGAGUGGGGACCAAAGGACUCCCUCUAUGGCUCCCGGCACCUAGCUCAGAUCAUGGAGUCUAUACCGCACAGCCCUGGCCCCACCAGGAUCCAGGCUAUUGAGCUCUUUGUCCUCCUUGACCUUCUGGGAGCAUCCAGUCCGAUCUUCUUCAGUCACUUCCCCCGUACAGCCCGCUGGUUCCAGCGACUGAGGAGCAUCGAGAAGCGCCUUCACCGUCUGAACCUACUACAGUCUCACCCCCAGGAAGUGAUGUACUUCCUACCCGGGGAGCCCCCCGGCCCUGUGGAAGAUGACCACAUCCCCUUCCUUCGCAGAGGGGUCCCGGUGCUCCACCUCAUUGCCACGCCCUUCCCUGCUGUGUGGCACACACCUGCUGACACCGAGGCCAACCUCCACCCGCCCACUGUGCACAACCUGAGCCGCAUCCUCGCUGUGUUCCUGGCCGAGUACCUGGGACUCUAGCCUGCAGCCUGAUACCUGGAAGGGAUCUUACACUUCGCUGUGGACUGGACAGGGGCAUCUUGAGCCAGUGCAGGGUGGCUAGGCUCACCUCAAUGUAUGCUACAACCACAUCAAGCCACCGUGUUUCAAGGAUGCAAGGAACACUGAGGGCACGAGAGAGCCAAAGGUAAUCAGGAAUCCUUUGACCUCUGUCCUGAAGUAAAUAACUGGAGGGUUCCAGGGACCAAAUGAUGUGUCAUGGACUGGCACAUGGACCAGCACCACCAACCAAAUGAAUCCUCUGUGGCUAAUGUUUUCUGUCAGUUCAUUCGCUACCGUACGGACCUAGUUCUGACUCCACAUGGGCAUGGGCUCAUAACUUAGGACAGAGGCAAAGCCUAGUUCAGUGUUCUACGGUCUGCUUGGCUCAAGGGUGCCAACCUCGAGGGUUAAGAGGGAACUGAAGGCCACAGCUCCCGUGAGCAGUGACAUUAAGAUGAACUUCCUCACUGCAAAGGUGAGAUCUUCCAGAGUAAGAGAAUGAAAUGGUUCUCAAAGUACACCACAGUGGGAACUCUUUGUAGGAAGGUAUUUCAAGUGAAGCUGCCUCCAGGAUACUUUGGGAAAUACUGGCUUUGGCAGGUUUGAGAAUGGGUAUGGACUGAAUAGACUGAGAUCCACCUGGAUGGAGUCAACCGGAAACUACCCUUUCCUUUUGUUGUGUGUGCAACUCUAGUGAGAAAGAGUUUUUCUUGAGACUUUGUUUCUCUGUGUAGCCCUGCCUGUUUGGAAACUAGAUCUAUAGACCAGCUGGCCUCAAACUUAGAGAUUGACCUUCCUCUGCCUCCAGACUGCUGGAAUUAAAGGCAUAUGCCACCAC